This is a messenger RNA of Chlorella variabilis, 756 nucleotides long. RefSeq lists its product as hypothetical. NCBI's taxonomy places the organism in Eukaryota, Viridiplantae, Chlorophyta, Trebouxiophyceae, Chlorellales, Chlorellaceae. The transcript has 2 exons. The coding region runs from base 1 to 756 and encodes 251 amino acids. The record is from RefSeq and is a predicted model, not a curated record.
AUGAGCAAUGACGACUUCUGGGCGAGCUGCCAGCAGGUGGCAGACUCUCAGCUGCCCGAGCUGACCGCCGCCGACUUUCCCAUGUGCUUCCAGGUGCCCAGCCGCGGGCGCAUGCCGCAGCGCUCGCCCACGCCGCCGACACGCUGUUACGCCUACCCGCCCACGCCGGUGGUGGCGUCGGCCGCCGCCAUGGAGCGCCAGCGCUCGGCCUCCGCGCCCCCGCCUGGCAGCGAGUUCGAUUCCCUCAGCAGCAUGGACGUGUUUUCCCUGCUGAUGGCGGAUGACGGCGGGGAGGAGGAGGCGCAGGCGCAGCGCGCGCAGCAGGCCCGCCUGGCGCAGAUGCAGCAGCAGCAGCAGCUGCACCUGGCCCAGCAGCGCGCGGAGCAGCAGCAGUGGUGCGACGCCGCCUCCAUGCUCGUGCUGCAGCACGCGCGGCGCCAGCAGCAGGAGGCAUCGGCAUGGGAGGCGCGCCGCGAGGAGGAGCAGCGCGCGGCGCUGCAGCAGCAGGAGCAGGAGCGCCAGCGCUGGGAGCUGCACCGCUGGCGCGAGCAGCAGGAGUGGCAGCGCCUGCGCCAGGCCGAGCAGCAGCAGUGGGAGGCCAAGCGGCGGAUGGAGGGCGAGGCCUGGGAGCGGCGCCGCCAGGAGCAGGCGCGGGAGUGGGAGGCUCUGCACGGGCCCCGCACCCGACCGCAGUCGCUGGACCUGCAGCGCUCCUCAGCCACCAGCUUCACCGCCGGCGGCUCCCGCUCCAGCUGA